Messenger RNA from Rhinocladiella mackenziei CBS 650.93, 1299 nucleotides. RefSeq lists its product as uncharacterized. Gene Ontology annotation, biological process: carbohydrate metabolic process. The record is from RefSeq and is a predicted model, not a curated record. Lineage: Eukaryota; Fungi; Ascomycota; Eurotiomycetes; Chaetothyriales; Herpotrichiellaceae. Gene Ontology annotation, molecular function: hydrolase activity, hydrolyzing O-glycosyl compounds. The coding region runs from base 1 to 1299 and encodes 432 amino acids. The transcript has 3 exons.
AUGGCGUCCAAGACAACGAUCUUCCUGAGUAUCCUCAUAUACUCUUCCCUCUGUCGGGGACAGACUGCCACCUCCAGCACUAAUCCAGCGACAUAUACCAAUCCAAUUCUGGAUGGCGUUGGAGCAGAUCCCUGGGUCAUCCGCCAUGACGACUAUUACUACAUGACCUACACUACCAACGACAACAUCACCAUUCUUCGAAGCAGUGUCCUAACUGACUGGAACAACGCCGACAUCAAACUGGCCUUCGCCCCACCCGAGAACACGUCCUACCGCUACGACCUCUGGGCCCCGGAGCUCCACUUCAUAAAUGGUCUCUGGUACAUCAUCUUCACCGCCGAUGUGGACGCCGACUCACCCUCUCCCGAGCAAGACAUGCUCUGCGACUUCACCUGUCCCGCGGUCAACCACCGCAUGUUCGUGUUAGAAUCCUCGUCCUCCCAUCCGUGGACCAGCACCUACACGUUCAAGUCCGAACUGGAUACCUACGACCAGUUCGCGAUCGACGGCACAUACUUCGUCCACUCCACCGGCAUCUACCACGUGUAUUCGUGCUGGGAAGCCCAAUACACCUCGUGGCCCAGCAUGCUGUGUAUGUCGCGCAUGACAGAUCCGUGGACCGUGUCGUCAUCUCUCGCUGAGCGCGUCGUGAUAUCUUACCCCGACCAGCCCUGGGAGAAAACGCCGUAUAACCGCACGGUUAACGUAAGGUUGUCGUCGAACGAAGGCCCGGAACAGCUCGUCAACCCGGCCACGGGGCAGCAAUUCAUCAUCUACUCUGCUGCACGCAGCGAUAAUCGGAAUUACUGCCUUGGUCAACUGGAAUUGGUGGGUGAAGAUCCGAUGAACCCGGCGUCUUGGUCCAAGUCUACGGCCGGGUGCAUAUUUUACGAAAACUCGGCCGACUCAGUGUAUGGUGUAGGGCAUGCGAGUUUUACGACGUCUCCGGAUGGAACAGAGGAUUGGAUCGUGUAUCAUGGCAUGCGAGACUAUGAAAACGGAUGGAGUGCGAGGACGAUUCGGACGCAGAGGUUUGACUGGAAUGAAGACGGGAGUCCGAGGUUUCCGAGGCCAGGAAUCGGGCCGUAUGCGGUGCCAAGCGGGCAAGAAGAGGGAGGAAAUGGUGGUACUCCAGGCGCAACAUCCUCGAUGACAACGGAAUUAGAAGAAGUGUCGACGGGGGCUUCGAGCACCGUCUCAAGUUUGACUUCGUACGUGUCAAAGCACAUGACGACGUAUGGCGGUGGUGGGGACACCGGGCUAUCUGCGUCGGGCAGCUGGCAGACGACAUGGACCUGA